Messenger RNA from Trypanosoma cruzi, 378 nucleotides. RefSeq lists its product as uncharacterized. Bases 1 to 378 code for a protein of 125 amino acids. The transcript has a single exon. The record is from RefSeq and is a predicted model, not a curated record. Lineage: Eukaryota; Euglenozoa; Kinetoplastea; Trypanosomatida; Trypanosomatidae.
AUGUCGGGUGAGAAGACAGUUGUUGUGCAUUCGAGCGUUUGUCCAGACGAGGAGGAACUCCCCAGCGCCGUCCCAACGCCGUCGUUGCAUCCCGCCCAAACCUCCUCCGUCUCCGUUGGGGCCGACGACGACGACGACGACGACGAAUUUGCCAUCACGUACGUUGCGCAGAAGAGUGCGCCGGUGAACAUCGCCAGCGCGCGUUCGGCCCCGCAGAAGCGGCUUCGCAACAGCGCGGUGGAGCAGACGUCUGCCUCUCUUGACACGGACGCGGUGGAGUCCAAGCCAGACGACACGGACCAUCCCCACGACCGCGCAGAGUACGUGCGUUGGCAGGCACGGGAUGCCGCACGGCCAAAGAAGUUGCUGAUACAAUGA